UGCUCUGCAACUCUGAAGUGCUCUGCAACUCUGAAGUGCUCUGCAACUCUGAAGUGCUCUGCAACUCUGCNGCCAAGCUUAGAUCUGUUACACUUAAGAUCGCCUUACAGAUCAACUGCAAGCUUGGUGGGGAGCUGUGGGCGCUCAAGAUACCCAUGCAGGGACUCAUGGUGUGCGGCAUCGACGUGUACCACGACCCGACAAGACGAGGCAGCUCCGUGGCAAGCUUCGUCUCCUCCACCAACGUCACCCUCACCAAGUGGUUCAGUCGCGCCUCCUUCCAGAACCCCGGCGACGAGAUCGUCAACGGCCUCAGAACUUCGUUCUUAGCCGCGCUCAAGAAUUACCACGAGGUGAACGCUCAGCUGCCCAAAAGCAUCAUCGUGUACCGUGAUGGCGUCAGUGAUGGGCAGCUCUCCCUGGUCCAGGAAGUCGAGCUCCCGCAACUGGC
This is a messenger RNA of Hyalella azteca, 451 nucleotides long. Its product is annotated as piwi-like protein 2. The record is from RefSeq and is a predicted model, not a curated record. Gene Ontology annotation, cellular component: P granule. Gene Ontology annotation, biological process: regulatory ncRNA-mediated gene silencing. Lineage: Eukaryota; Metazoa; Arthropoda; Malacostraca; Amphipoda; Hyalellidae. Gene Ontology annotation, molecular function: piRNA binding.